Messenger RNA from Suillus subaureus, 339 nucleotides. RefSeq lists its product as uncharacterized. The record is from RefSeq and is a predicted model, not a curated record. The transcript is spliced from 4 exons. The coding region runs from base 1 to 339 and encodes 112 amino acids. NCBI's taxonomy places the organism in Eukaryota, Fungi, Basidiomycota, Agaricomycetes, Boletales, Suillaceae.
AUGCACAUGGAGUGCAAGAAGAGUGGUAUUGCAGCAUUCGCUCACUCAGACUCAGGUUUAAUGAUGAUUGCAGACAACCUCUUGACAUACAUCUUCGUCACAAACAAUCCUGGCUACAUCAAGAUAUUUUUAUUUUUCACACUUCUACUAUUUGUAAUGUCAAAUGCUUAUUGGAGGUACUCUGGAGUACCUUUUGAGACCAUGGAGUCAAUGGGUAGAUGGGGUGGAGAUGCCUUUGCUGGGUACCUCAGACAGCAUGUGGUUGUGCUGGCACCAUAUCUCCAAGACACUCCCAUCCUCAAGCUGUUCAAGCGAUAUGCCCUACCUCCUGUCCGUUGA